UCGAAUUUCGUACAAAACACAACAGGUCGUAGGAUAUAAGCAUGUCAACAAAUGUCGGUAAAAUCCGCCUUAGAAACUUGGCUGAAUUGCAGCAAAUUCAGGUUGAAAAGGAUGAAACAGAUGACGUAAUGGUAGUUACAAUAUCAAGUGGAGAUGAAAACAAGACUCCAGAAAAACCGAAAAAGGCGGGAAUCAAACGUGCAUCAUCUACGGCAAAGAAGAAGAGUACUGAUGAAACUAAAAAAGUUGUUGCUACUAACACUGCGAUCAAACGAACUGUAAAAAAGGAACCCUUACCAGGUCAAAUGCGCAUCGAUUCCUUUUUCAAAAGCUCCUCGAAAAGCUAUAAAGUUGAGCUAUCAUCAGAACAUAGCCCAAUAAAAAUGAAAGCACGUAAGGGAUGCAAGCGGCUGUUCGAUGAAGAGUCCACGACAAAAGGAACUAUUCCUAAAACGUCCGUGCUGUCUUCGGAUAUCGAAAAUAAACGAGAGACUGUAAAAAAGCGCACGCUGCCGCAACGCAAAUCCAAGGCAAAAUGCUCAACAUCCCCGGCUGCCAUAAUUGAUCUGUGCUCUGAUGAGUCAGAAUCUGAUCAAAGCAUCAGAGCUAGACCAAUUCCAAUUGAUAAAUUGAAAGAUUGUCAGCUGAAUCCAUUACCUAUAGUGAAUAUACCUAAUUUAGAAGUUCAGGGAAGUAAUGAUGCUGGUGCACGCUCAAAAGAAAAUGGACCCAAGGAACGAAAGCGCAAACGUUGUCCGUCCUAUAAGAUUGUGGAAGAUACGACAUUCGUAGUCGAUGGUUUCCAAUUUGGCGACAUACCGAAUGCGACGCACUACUUUCUUAGUCACUAUCAUGCCGAUCACUACGUGGGCCUAACCCGGAAGUUUGCGCAUCCGCUGUAUAUGAGUCCAAUAACAGCAAAGCUCGUGCGAACCUUUAUACCCAUUGACAACCAAUAUAUGCAUGAAAUCGAUGUUGGGGAGUCCAUAACGCUCAAUGAGGUUGAAAUAACUGCUUUAGACGCCAAUCAUUGUCCGGGUGCCAUUAUGCUGAUGUUCAAGUUUACCACUGGCAAGUGUAUUCUUCAUACUGGGGACUUUCGUGCAACUUUUGAAAUGGAGUCGUUGCCUAUUUUCUGGAACGAGCCGCGAAUUGAUGUUCUUUACCUGGACACAACAUAUUUAUCAAAGAACUAUGACUUUUGUCUUCAGUCUGACAGUAUCGAUAGAAUUUGCACCGCAGUGAGGCAAUUUCAUGAGAAGAACGCCGACAAGCGUAUAUUGCACGUAUGUGGCUCAUAUUUAAUUGGAAAAGAGAAGGUGUGGCUGGCCUUGGUCGAGGAGUUCAGGUUGCGUGUCUGGACUGAACCGCAUCGCCGCAAGGCAAUCGACUGUCUCGAUUGGCCAGAGCUGCAGCUGAGCCUUUGUGAUGAUCCCCUCGAGGCUAAUUUGCAUGUUAUCAAUAUGGGAAAGAUAAGCUAUCCGAGUCUAGAUCAGUACUUUAAGACAUUUGAAGGCCACUAUGAUAUGCUGAUUGGCAUACGACCUAGUGGUUGGGAAAAGAAUUCUAAGCCUUCAUACGGCAAGCGUAUCAGUGUAAUUGGAGUAGAAUAUUCAGAGCAUUCGAGCUACAAAGAGCUGGAACGAUUUGUACGAUUCCUUAAGCCAAACAAGGUCAUCAGCACCGUCCCUGUUGGAAAAGAUCUCUGUGUUACUGGAACAGUUCCGACUAACUGGUACAAAUACGAGGGAUGCGGGAGUAUGCUUAGUACAAGCUAUCAGCCCUCUAUCACUACGUUUUUAGAGACAUCCAAGCGUAGUUUCCCAGCGUUGGCCAAUACAAGCAGUGAUAUGAGCGUUAGUCCAUUGAAGAAUGAGAGCACCAUAAACACGGCCAACAACGAAGAUCUCUUUGAGGCGAAACAGAUUACAGAGGAUUCUGCUAAUGUAAAUGUUCCUGCUGCUCAUCAUCUGCCCGCUAAGCGAAUUACGUCAGAUGCUUCGAGUGACUUGCUUUCAUUGAUUUAGCUAUUGGUAACAGUGAUAGUUUAUUGUUGUGUUAUUGUUUAUAUUUUCAUUGAAAGUGCAACGUAUUUAUUUUUCGAUCAUUCCACAAUUUAAAAAAGUUGACUUCUGUUUCAAAUGGCAGGGAACCAAAAUGAAGCACUGGUAAAUCAGAAUCAUCCAGAAUAUAUACGACCAUCAUUAAAGCUAUUGUUGAAUUCUCGGAGUCAGAAAAGUACUUAGAUAAGAAAAUAAAUUCAUGUUAAUCCCCAAUGUAAAUUGCAUUUCUCUA
This is a messenger RNA of Drosophila navojoa, 2295 nucleotides long. It is a transcript of the gene Snm1, whose product is annotated as DNA cross-link repair protein snm1. Gene Ontology annotation, molecular function: 5'-3' DNA exonuclease activity; damaged DNA binding. The record is from RefSeq and is a predicted model, not a curated record. Gene Ontology annotation, biological process: double-strand break repair via nonhomologous end joining; interstrand cross-link repair. NCBI's taxonomy places the organism in Eukaryota, Metazoa, Arthropoda, Insecta, Diptera, Drosophilidae.